Tinamus guttatus (white-throated tinamou) is the source of this 3220-nucleotide messenger RNA. NCBI's taxonomy places the organism in Eukaryota, Metazoa, Chordata, Aves, Tinamiformes, Tinamidae. The record is from RefSeq and is a predicted model, not a curated record.
UUUUUUUUUUCCUUUUGUUAGGUUUUUUGGUGCCAAGAUAAUACAGCGGGGAAAAUGAGAAGGUUCCUAAGACCCGGACAUGAUCCAGUGAGAGAGAGGCUCAAACGUGACCUUUUCCAGUUUAAUAAGACUGUGGAACAUGGAUUUCCCCAUCAACCCAGCGCGCUGGGCUACAGCCCCUUCCUCCGCCUUAUGGCCAUUGGGACGCGAUCGGGAGCCAUCAAACUAUAUGGUGCUCCCGGGGUGGAGUUCAUGGGUUUACAUGAAGAAAACAAUACUGUAAUGCAGAUACACUUCAUACCUGAGCAGUGCCAGCUGGUGACGCUUCUGGAUGACAACAGUUUGCACCUCUGGAGCCUGAAGCAGCACAACAGAGCCUCGGAGCUGCAGGAAGAGCGACGCUUCACCUUGAAAGGGCCGCCGGGGUCCCCCCCGAGCGCGACGCAGAUCACGGCCGUCCUCCCGCACUCCUCGCGGGCCGUUCUCUACCUCGGCACGGAGAGCGGCAGCGUCUUCGUGGCGGAGCUGCCCUCCUUCCGCGUGCUGGAGGACAGGACCGUCCCCUCCGAGGCCGUGCUGCAGCGGGUGCCAGACGAUUACUGUAACAGGCGAUCGUGUGAACUGGUGGAAGUGCUCCGGGAGCAUCCCAAGAACCCAAACCUCAUCCUGAUUGGAUACAGCAGGGGCUUGAUCGUCCUCUGGGACCUUCAGAAUAGCCAAGUCACACACCAUUUCCUGGGCAGCCAGCAACUGGAGAACCUCUACUGGCAAAGGGAUGGCACUAAAUUCAUUAGUUGCCACUAUGAUGGAAGUUACACUCAGUGGCCUGUGUCCAAUGACAAUAGGCAGCCGGAGCCUCUGGAAAACCUUGUGCCUUAUGGUCCUUUUCCUUGCAAGGCCAUCUCCAAGAUCUACUGGCAGACAACAAAAAAUGGGCUUCCUUACAUUAUAUUCCAAGGAGGGAUGCCCCGGGCUAGCUAUGGUGACCGGCACAGCAUCUCUGUCAUUCAUGGCAGCCAGCAAACAGCCUUUGACUUCACAUCCCGGGUGAUAGACUUCUUCAUCAUCUUCAGUUCAGAGCCCACGGCAGAGUUUGAUGACCCCUCUGCCAUGGUGGUGCUGGCAGAAGAGGAGCUGGUGGUGAUAGACCUCAAGUCUGCAGGCUGGCCAGCAGUCCAUGCUCCGUACCUGGCGUCUCUCCACUGCUCCGCCAUCACCUGCUCCCACCACGUCUCCAACAUCCCCCUGAAGCUGUGGGAGAGGAUUAUCAGCGCUGGGAGCAAGCAGAACGUUCACUACUCCAAUAUGCCAUGGCCGAUUGAUGGUGGCACCAACUUAGCUCCAGAUCCUCCUCAGCGGGACUUGCUGCUCACAGGGCAUGAGGAUGGCACCGUGCGGUUUUGGGAUGCGUCUGGUGUCUGCUUGCACCUCCUUUACAAGCUGAGCACGGUGAGAGUAUUUCUCACCGACGCUGAUCCCAAUGACAACAUGAACACCCUGGGUGAGGAUGAAUGGCCUCCGCUUCGCAAGGUCGGGACCUUUGACCCUUACAGUGAUGAUCCUAGACUGGGGAUCCAGAAGAUCUACCUAUGUAAAUACAGUGGAUACUUGGCUGUAGCUGGAACAGCAGGGCAGGUACUGGUGAUGGAACUGAAUGAUGAAGAUGCAGAGCAUGUUGUGGACCAUGCUGAAGCAGAUCUCCUGCAGGACCAAGAGGGCUAUCGAUGGAAAGGUCAUGAGAAACUAAAGACUCGAGAUGGUCCUGUCCGAUUUGAAGCUGGUUUUCAGCCAUUUGUUCUGGUCCAAUGUCAACCACCAGCUGUGGUCACCUCACUGGCCCUUCACUCUGAAUGGAAGCUUGUGGCCUUUGGUACCAGUCAUGGUUUUGGUCUUUUUGACCACCAGCAGAAACGCCUAGUCUUUGUGAAAUGUACACUGCAUCCUAGUGACCAACUGGCCUUAGAAGGUCCACUGUCUCGGGUGAAGUCCCUGAAGAAGUCCCUCCGGCAGUCGUUCCGGAGGAUCAGGAGGAGCCGGGUGUCUAGCCGGAAGCGGCGAGGUGCUGGUGGAAACACCUCUGAGGUUCAGGAGGCAAAUGCCAAAUUUGAUCAGGAUGCACUGCAGGAAAUGGAACUGGCUCCAGUCCAGAGGAAGAUUGAAGCCCGCUCGGCAGAAGACUCUUUCACUGGCUUUGUGCGCACCUUAUAUUUUGCUGACACCUUCUUGAGAGACAGCUCCCGCCACUGCCCGUCCUUGUGGGCAGGCACCAACGGAGGGACCGUCUACGCGUUCUGCCUCCGCGUUCCUCCCGCAGAGAGGAGGAUGGAUGAGCCUGUCAGGGCAGAGCAGGCCAAAGAGAUUCAGCUGAUGCAUAGGGCCCCUGUUGUGGGGAUCCUCGUCUUGGAUGGGCGCAGCACUCCACUCCCAGAACCUCUGGAAGUAGCACAUGACCUUUCCAAGAGCCCUGAUAUGCAAGGCAGCCAUCAACUGCUGGUGGUAUCUGAAGAGCAGCUUAAGGUCUUCACGUUGCCCAAGGUUAGCUCCAAACUGAAGCUCAAGCUGACGGCGCUGGAAGGCUGUCGGGUCCGAAAGGUGACAGUUGCCAACUUCGGCAGCUGCAGGACGAAUGACUACAGUGAAAAUGACCUGGCUGUCCUGACGAACCUGGGAGACAUUCAGAUCAUCUCGCUGCCCUUCCUCAAGUUACAGAUUCGCUACCCUUGCAUCCGCAAGGAGGAUGUGAGCGGCAUUGCAUCCUGCGUCUUCACCAAAUACGGCCAAGGUUUCUAUCUGAUCUCACCCUCAGAGUUUGAGAGGUUUUCCCUUUCUACCAAAUGGCUGGUGGAGCCCCAGUGCAUUGUUGAUGUGCCAGAACUUACAAGCAACAAUCAUGUGAACAACAGGUCUGGCGUGGAGAAUGCUACAAGAAAAUCCAGGGGAUCAGGAAGGACUUCGGGUGACUAUGGAGAAGAUGAAAGGAAGUCUGGGAGGCUGAUGGAACAUGCCUUACUCAAUGAUGAAAAAGUCCUGAAGGAGAUCCAGAGUACUCUGGAAGGAGGCAGAGGGAGCUAUGCAGAAAGAAAUUUGGCAAGAAGUCCCUUAGGACAUGGACUAAGUAAUGGAGGAGCGGAGUGACCAGACCUCAUCCAGGACUUUCUGGCAUUGGACCGAGUGCCAUAACACUACUGACCGGGCAAACCGUCCCUGGGGAGAGGCCACC